Molecule: messenger RNA, 1008 nt
Organism: Chelonus insularis
Lineage: Eukaryota; Metazoa; Arthropoda; Insecta; Hymenoptera; Braconidae
Exons: 4
Coding region: 22-903 (293 amino acids)
Source: RefSeq, a predicted model, not a curated record
ACGAACUACAUAAAAUCGAAAAUGUACCCGUUUGAUGUCACAAUAUCUUUAAAAACGUUUCUUUACCUGUAUGUUAAUAUAUAUACCACUGGAGAUACUUCCUCGACUAAAGUAGCCCCAUGGAUGGCAACUAUUUCUACAUCUCAUCCACCAUUCUCUGAAGAGUUUAUGGAUGAUAAUUUAACUUACAUUUUUGGAUGCCCAAGUAUUAUAAUUGAUCGACAAGCAGCACUAACAUCUUUCGAGUGUUACAACAGUCAUUUUGAUAAUUUACCUACAUAUAUCAACUUUCACCAAUCCAAAUAUAGUGUUACUGAAGUGCAAGUCAAUAACAUUCCAUUAAGUAAAAUUAUUAACGAUAAUUUGGUACUUCUUAUUUCCUCUGAUGAAAUAUUUAGUUUCGGAGUUUCCGAUAUCAUAUCCUUCCCAAUGAACAAAGAUGAAAUAAAUUGGAAUAGUUGCAAAUUGAUUCAGUAUCCUCAGGAUUUACGAAAUUCAAUAUUCAAUUUUUUUAAUAUUGAUUUCGUUCAAUCUAAUAAAUGUAAACAAUACAUCAGUAAAGCAAAUCAAUAUGCCGUAAAUCAGAAUAUAUCUUGGAGCUCUAAUUUGUUGUGUAGUACUUUAAUCAGUAAAGAUAAAUGUCUCAAAAUGAGACGAUAUUCACCAGUUGUUUGUCAAGUCAACAAUAAUACCACAACAAAACAUGAGAUCUUAGCAUUCUCAUCCAGAAGAAUGUUGAUCACAGAUACGCAAUGUUUUGUGUUAUUCUUAAGUGUUCUUUCUGAGUCUGAUUGGUUACAUCGUGAAAUAGCAAAACUAACAUGGGAAAGAUUUUCAAGAUACAUAUCUCAAGAAAAAGAAUCACCCAAUCCCAAAAUCUUGAGAACAGAAUGUAACUGUUAGUUGAUGAUGAACUUUGACUCUAGAUACAGCCUUAGGUAUAAGGCUGAAUAAUUGACGUAUUUCUUGCCCAUCUUACAAUUUACCCUAUCUACGGAGCUUAUUGAA